Amoebophrya sp. A120 is the source of this 3159-nucleotide messenger RNA. Lineage: Eukaryota; Dinophyceae; Syndiniales; Amoebophryaceae. The record is from the annotation of a GenBank genome assembly.
AAAAGCUUACAACUACGUACGAAGUAAAAAAGAAAAAGAAAAACCCCUAUACCCGCCAAAACUUGGAGUAAGUAUUCCUUGCAACAAGCAAAGCGCUUCGAUUUUUUCCUUUCCUUACAACAAAAGGGAAAACAGAACGACUUGAGUACAUAAAUCAAGUUUGUACACAACAAGUAUUAUUUGAGUAGACUUACAAGAACCCGACGCCCUUCUCUCUUUCUGUUUAUCAAACUUCCUCGGUUCAAUCAAACGAAAAUACCCCACAACUACAUCCUUCUCUUGUGCCGUGUUGUAGUCUAAACAUCGCAGCACAUAAUAUCAUCUUCUUUGACUCUUUCAUCACGAUGGCUGCUGGUCGCGUUAUCGGAAAAAUCAGUGCCGCCGCGGCUUCGGCCGUUGUUCUGCAGGCGGUGAAUUUUUAUCUUUUUGCGGACAUGCUCUUGCAGACGAGCCAAGUAGCGGGGAUGAGAACAGUCGGAAGUCCUCGUGGUACUGGUAGUGCUGGUGCUGGAAGUGGAAGUGCUGGUGGGCGUCCUUCUUCGUCUACUCGUCGUCGACGAACUCCAUCUCCAUCUCGUGCUGCAUCUUCAUCUGCGUCAGCUAUUAUUCAGAGCAAACACCAUCCCUGGAUGUCUGGGAAAGUGCAAAGAAACUUCUGAUGCGUCUCGUGGGUCAGACAUGAUUGCCAAAAGUUGUCCAUUUUUGUUGACAAGUGUGGGAGGAAGUUUCUCAUGAUACAUACCUAGUCAUCAUACAUACUAGAGACCGCACAGAAUCUGAAUCUGUCAUUCUAGGUCCUGCAUUCGCAUUCCAGAUCUCAUGGGGCAUAGAAAACCUGCACGACAUCAAACCUUGCACCCUUCCAGGCCCAAAAAUAUUUGCAAUGCAUACCGUGCGCCGGACCCGGACGAGCUCCCUCCCGCUGUGGUCGUCCGUCCAGUCGUCCCAGAAGUCCUCGUGCAUCUCGAGAUGCCGUGCCUCCUGCCGCCACGGCCGUGCAAGAACAUACAUCCCCAUCUCGUUUUGGUCCGGAUCCCACUCCGGAGAACGUCAAAGCGCGCCACGACAUGGCAAUCGUAGCGGUGACCCGCUUGAUUUUUAAGUACCGCUUCGAUGCGCUGCAGCAGGCACGACACAAGGAAAUGAUUCUGAUGCUGAAAGACAUAAAAGGAAAAUACGGCGACUCCUAUAAUACAAUCAGGGCGAAAAUGGCAGCGGACAGGAUGGACGUCGACGAGAUCGACGCGACAGCGGACAUCCUGGCGCGCGAAUACGGUCCUGGUUACCUAGAAUUCUUCCGGAAGGACUUCCGCUUUGAAGAGAGCUUCCCACAUGACCUCCAAUUAGCACUGUGUGGGUCCAACCUGAAGACCGCGUAUCUUGAUUGGCUAAAGGCGACGAGCCGCCUUGACGAAUUUAACAGGCACGACCAUCCGGCAAGCGCAGACGCGACCAAGGACUUGAGUGACAGGUUUACGAACCUGGUGAAAGCAGAGAUGUCAGAGAUUUUAUCAAUCCGCAUCAUAUCCCACAGAAAAGAAGAAGCACGCCCAUACUAUAGUACCUCCAGAGAACAAAAACUAGACUUGCGCUCUUGCUGUAUAAUUUUUCGGCCCCCCAAAGAGGACUGCGUAAUGCGGAGACGCCAAGAGAUAGAUGAUGGAGAGGCAAUUUUUGUAAUGUUACGGAAUGCAAUUACCAUUUCUUGUACAAGCGCAGAAGAAGUUUCGUGAUUACUAGAGUGAGCGGCGCCAAGAAAUUUGUCAUGCUGAGAAAGGAGCGUCGAUAAACCGCACUCAAUUAAGUUUAUAAGUAUUUUGUUUCGGGAAUUGUAGGUGUAGUACUUUCUUGUGGGAUAGCGCACUCUGCCGGAGGAUGAAGCUGACGCGGCGGAGGUCCCUUAUCCAGGAUGAAAGGUCGUCCACCCGUUAGUGUAGUUUGUUCGGCUGCAGAACAGCAUCGCAAGUUGGUCUCGCAUGACGGAAAAAUCCACCUUACGGCUACGCGCCAGCUAGUGGUAUAAUCGAUGGAUGAAGUCACGAGUGACUCUAUAUCAACACACAGAUAUAGUAUAUUUUCCAGCAUGACCUAUGACCACAGAGACAGGGAGAGGCGGUGACAGCGUUGUCGAUAGAAAUGCUCGUUGCUGUUCUGCAUGUUGUACAACGGAUUUGCACUGGCGCAGCUGUUUUUGUGAAUACCCUGGGCGUCGAGGUCAUCGUGUCUGAACAAGGGCGGGAAGAAAAACGCAUGUUCGUUCCCGCCGCCGCGUGGGGGUGGAACGGUGGCAACACACACCGAGACGAAACGCGUCUCGUUGCUGACAUUCUACCAGACAUCGAAAAGGAGGUACGCUGGUUUCUGGAUCCGUCGUACGAGCAUGACCUCGAGCUGUCCCGCGAAGGCGAAGGACUUGGGUCGCAACGUGGGGACAAGAUUUCUCCUUUGCAGGUGGGGCACACUGUGCGCUUCAGGGUCACCGGUAGAUGGAGCAACCCCACUCUCUUUGGAGCAACCCCAACUGAGAGUCUCAGUCCUGAAGUGAGGCUGGUCGCCCUCCAGAGAAGGGAAACGGAAGUCGCCACGGUCUUGCCCUCGCUAGAACGCGCCAUCCGUCGGGAGAAAGAGCGCUUGAGCGGACGAAAACCUGGUCGCGGCGUGAGAAGGGCUUGUCUGCGCCUCUCUGAUCUCGGUGGCUCGCGCGGAGGACCGCAAGAUUCGCAUGUUCAACAGGUCUACGAUCAGUAUGCGCAACACCGUAUGGAAAGAAAAAAGAAAGCCAAAGCCAUCGCCACCGUCAUGUCGCGGCUGAUAAAUUGAUCAUCAUAAUAAUCAAAUGUUUAAAUUUUUCUCUGAACGAAAGGGAAAGUGAAGCUACAACUUCGCAAGAAAAAAAGACAGGCGCUCUAAAAGUAUUGCUUGCUGGCAUUAUAUUGGUCGAAAAAAGCAAGAUUAUCGGACAUGAUUUGCGAUCAACUCAGUACAGAAGGAAUAUGAAGGAAAGGAAAUUUUAUGCAUUCGUUCGCACAGACGAGCUGCAUGAAACAGAAGAAGUGGCGCAGAGCAGAAAGUGGUGGCGGUGAUGGUCGUCGUUUUCCUCUCUACAAAGCUUAACACAGUGCGGAACCAUAUCCGGGCGGUUAGGCGGCGGUGAAAGUC